AUGAGUAAGGAGAGGGUUUCUCAGACGGAAGCGUGCUGCCCCGGUGUCUGCCCUCCUGAACACCACCACCAGCUUUCCACACCGAUAGUAAGCCGGUUCAGUCAAAAGCAUGUGGCUAACGUUUGCGAAGGCUGUUUGAAGAAUUACUGUCCCCUAGUAGGUACCCUCAUUCUCGUUGCCAACUGUUCUAGUCAGUAUGCAUACUUCUGUCGUCGACUUUGGCGUUCACUACCAUCUCGAUUGACCAAUCCCGUCUGCGGUCGAUUCUGA
Molecule: messenger RNA, 270 nt
Organism: Haemonchus placei
Lineage: Eukaryota; Metazoa; Nematoda; Chromadorea; Rhabditida; Trichostrongylidae
Source: the annotation of a GenBank genome assembly